CUAGCAACAGCAAUAAUAUCAAAAGGAAAGUACAAAACGAUAAGGUUGAGUUUACUGAUUAACAGAAUUUUUUGCAUGUAAGAGUCGUUAUUUUCCAGAAACCAAGACAAAAUGAGCACCAGACAAGUUCUUCAAGUAUUCGAACAGUACCAAAAAGCCAGGACGACUUUCGUUCAGACUGUUGCUGACCUUUCCUCAAGACCACAGAACAUAGAAACGCUACAAAAUGCAGGUGUGAUGUCUCUUCUAAGACCUCUACUGCUAGACAUAGUACCAACCAUUCAGCAGACCGCUGCUCUUGCUCUUGGUAGACUUGCUAACUACAAUGAUGAUCUAUCAGAAGCAGUAGUAAAAGCAGACAUCUUGCCACAGCUUGUGUAUUCACUGGCUGAACAAAAUAGAUUUUACAAGAAGGCAGCUGCUUUUGUGUUGAGAGCUGUAGCUAAACACUCAGCCCAACACGCUCAGGCUGUAGUAGACUGUGGUGCAUUGGAUGCCCUGGUAAUCUGUCUAGAAGAAUUUGAUCCUGGUGUCAAAGAAGCAGCAGCCUGGGCAUUGGGUUAUAUUGCAAGGCAUAAUGCAGAAUUAUCACAAGCAGUCGUUGAUGCUGGAGCAGUACCACUAUUAGUGCUGUGCAUCCAAGAACCAGAACUGUCACUCAAAAGGGUUGCAUCAUCUGCACUCAGUGACAUCUGCAAACAUUCACCAGAGUUAGCACAGACAGUUGUUGAUGCAGGAGCUAUUGCUCAUCUUGCACAAAUGAUCCUUAAUCCUGAUGCCAAACUCAAGAGACAAGUGUUUUCAGCCCUCAGCCAAAUAGCCAAGCAUUCUGUGGAUCUUGCUGAAAUGGUUGUUGAGGCAGAGAUUUUCCCAGCUGUUUUGACUUGCUUGAAAGACAGCGAUGAAUAUGUUUGCAAAAAUGUUGCCACCCUUAUCCGAGAAAUAGCCAAACACACUCCAGAGCUAGCACAACUGAUUGUCAAUGCUGGAGGGGUUGCUGCCGUUGUGGACUAUGUUGGUGAGCGACGUGGAAAUGUACGCCUGCCAGGUAUCAUGAUGCUGGGAUAUGUUGCUGCACAUUCUGAAAACCUUGCCAUGUCCGUCAUAGUAUCAAAGGGUGUUGUUCAGCUGUCCAUCGCAAUAAGAGAGGAGCAGGAAGAUCACAUUCAGGCUGCUGGUGCAUGGGCAUUAGGACAGAUUGGACGCCAUACUCCAGAACAUGCCAAAGCUGUUGCAGUUAGCAAUGUAUUACCUAAACUACUUGAAUGCUAUUUUAGAACAGACAGUUCUGAAGAUCUACAGACUAAGUCAAAGAAAGCCCUCAAGAAUAUCCUUCAAAAGUGCACUCACCUUCCUGCGCUGGAACCUCUGUUGCACGAUGCCCCACCUAAUAUCCUCAAACAUGUUGUCGGACAGUUUGCUAAGGUGUUGCCACACGAUGCUAAAGCCAGAAGGCUGUUUGUGACAAGUGGAGGACUAAAGAAAGUGCAAGAAAUUAAGGCUGAGCCAGGCAGUGCUUUACAUGAAUACAUCAAUACUAUCAACAACUGCUAUCCAGAAGAAAUUGUCAGAUAUUACUCUCCAGGAUACUCAGAACGGCUGUUGGACCGUCUUGAACAAUACCAACCAGUGGCCUAAAUUACACCAACGACUAUAAUCUCUGAUAGAGUUUUAUUUAGAUUAUUUUUGUAUAAUAUUCAAAGUUCUUAUCUCUUGUGUAUAAAUGACUUUGGUUUGAAAUGCUGUAAGGUAUCAAUCCAUACCUUGCUCUGUCACUGUUAUUAAAGACUUCUAAUCAUCUCUUUUGAAAUUGUUCAAUAACUAAAAGCAUUUGAGCUACAGAUUUUAUACACCACUUUACUCAGCACUGUAAAUAUGUUUUGACUGUAUAUGUAAUUUAAUUAACAACACUGAGCUGCAAUUACUAUCAUUUAGUUUGCUGUAUGCAAAUGCCAAGUAUAAUUAUAAAGGCRUGAAUAAAACUGUUGUCAAAAACCUU
Molecule: messenger RNA, 1999 nt
Organism: Actinia tenebrosa (Australian red waratah sea anemone)
Lineage: Eukaryota; Metazoa; Cnidaria; Anthozoa; Actiniaria; Actiniidae
Product: sperm-associated antigen 6
Biological process (GO): cilium movement
Cellular component (GO): microtubule cytoskeleton
Molecular function (GO): microtubule binding
Source: RefSeq, a predicted model, not a curated record